AUGGACGGAGCGGAUAUCAACGAACGUCCUUGGAAGAAACGGCGUUUCUUCGUGGACGACGACGAAGACGCCAAUCAUCCUCCGGUCGAGUCCAUCCCCGCGACAAGCCACGACAGCGCCGUUUCGAAAGCCUCCCCAGUGAACGAAUAUGAAGAACACUGGAGACAAAUAUAUUCACCCCGGCCACAGAAUGUUCCCAGUCAAAGCUCGCAGGCCGAGCCCUCUGUCCCCGCUCCUUCGACAACACCUCGCCAGGAACAGUCACCGAGGCAAACACAGGACCCUGAGACUGUGGAGGAGGUUCUAGAUCAAGGAAAUGCCGAUGGUUUUGACACUGAAGCCUUUACCAGCAUUGUCGGAGAGCAUCUCUCGCCAGACGCUCUGCGAAAGAUUCGGACUGCGUCAGGAGGAGACUUAGAACGUGCGGUGAAUAUCUAUUUCGAUGGCUCCUGGAAAUCAUCUGCCGGUGGCGUGAGCAAUCAGACUACAUUGACUUCUGUGAAUCGGAGGAGCUCUGCACGACCCACGGUCAAUCAAAGAGCAUCCGCUUCAAAUAAUGGAACCCCGCCUACUCCCUCCAACCUACAUGCUCAACCGUCAAAGAGGUAUAUCGGAGCAUUUGGUGUCGGUGGUUGGGCUACAAGAAGCGGGGUUGGCUUGCUUAAACAUGGCGAACAUGUUAACAUUGAGCGCGAGAGGUCCCAGCCGGUUUCGAAGCGCGGUCGUAACGGCAGAGUCAUCGCCAAUCAGAAAGGCGACGUGCUGACGCGGUUCACUAACAAGUCUGGCCAAGAAAUUGGCAGAUUACCCCGAGAGACGGCCGAAUGGGUAUCUACGCUGAUUGACCAGAAGGUCUGCAAGUUCGAGGGUGUCUGUGUAUAUGCUCCGGAUAGAGUGCGGGUGAACGAUACGAUCUAUAUACAACUGCGCUGCUACCUCCGAAUAGAAGCGUUCCAGCCUGGGUCGCUGAAUGGACUUAUGGAUGAUAACAGAUCAACGGACCUCUUUGAGGAGAAGGAGAGUACGGAAGAGAAACGCCUGCGUCUCCGUCAAGUGGCGCUCGUGAAGCUUUUCGAUGAGAUAGGCCUCGAGUCCAACACGACGAACGACAUGACCAAGAAACACAAGAAACAAGGCUUACUGCGUGCAGCAGAAAUCCAAGAGCAGUACGAUAAGACACAGAAGGACAGUAACGCGAACAACGACUCUUCCGAAGAAGAGGACACUCCGGAGCUGGAAGAAGACCAGCUUGACACGCUCUAUAAAAAGGCCCAGUCAUUCGACUUCAAUAUGCCAGAAGCAGAGCCCCCUUCCUCAUUCACCAUGUCACUCAGGAAGUAUCAGAAACAGGCUCUGUACUGGAUGCUUGCAAAAGAGAAAGACAAUAAGUCUCCUCGAGAAAAGUCAAUGCAUCCUCUCUGGGAAGAAUAUACCUGGCCGACCAAAGAUGUUGACGACAACACCCUUCCUGUCUUCUCUGGAAUCGAACAUUUUUACGUGAACCCAUACUCUGGGGAGCUCAGUCUCGACUUCCCGGCCCAAGAACAACACUGUCUGGGCGGCAUUUUGGCCGACGAGAUGGGACUGGGCAAAACGAUCGAAAUGCUCAGUCUUAUGCAUGCGCAUAGAAACGCCCCUCCACGCCUGUCCUCAAGUGGCAUUAGCUCUGUCACAGACCUGCCGCGCCUGUCGACAACCUCUGGGGUGGUGGCUGCUCCGUAUACCACCCUUGUGGUUGCUCCUACAUCUCUUCUCUCACAAUGGGAAAGUGAAGCCAUAAAGGCGUCCAAAGCUGGAACCAUGAACAUCCUUGUUUAUUACGGCAGCGACAAAUCCGUUAACCUGAGAGAGCUCUGCUCGGCGAACAACCCAAAUGCGCCAAGUUUGAUCAUCACAACUUAUGGUGUCGUCCUCUCCGAUUGCCGCCAGCACCUGUCACAGUCCUCAUUCUCGGGCCACACGGUGGGAGGCUUGUUCUCGGUGGAAUUUUUCCGGGUUAUUCUCGACGAAGCCCACCUCAUCAAGAAUCGACGCUCCAAAUCCGCAAGAGCUUGCUAUGAGAUCAAAGCCACCCAUCGAUGGGUGCUUACGGGUACUCCUAUCGUAAAUCGCCUCGAGGAUUUGUUCAGCUUGGUGAGGUUUCUCAAAGUCGAACCAUGGAAUAACUUCUCCUUCUGGAAGACGUUCAUCACCGUACCAUUCGAAUCCAAAGACUACACUGUCCUUGAGCCCCUGGUCCUUCGCCGCACGAAAAUGAUGAAAACCCCAGAGGGGGAGCCACUUGUUCCUCUUCCUCGCAGAACGGUGACAAUUGAAGAAGUUGAGCUUAGUGAUCAGGAACGGGAGAUUUACGAUUACAUCUUUACACGGGCGAAACGCGCAUUCAACGACAAUAUCGAGGCAGGCACUCUUCUCAAAUCCUUUUCGACUAUAUUUGCGCAGAUCCUGCGUCUCCGGCAAACGUGCUGUCAUCCUGUAUUAACGCGAAACAAAGCUAUCGUUGCAGAUGAAGAAGAUGCUGCAGCCGCAGCCGCAGCUGAUGAUACCAACGGAUUGAAGGACGACAUGGACCUGCAGGAACUGAUUGAUCGGUUCACAACGACAACGGAAACGGAGGCAGCGGGAGCAGAAUCCGGCGAAGAGCAAGCCUCUUCCACAUUCACCACAUAUGCUUUGAAGCAGAUCCAGAGCGAGUCUAGCGGAGAAUGCCCGAUCUGCUCUGAAGAACCUAUGAUCAACCCGGCGGUGACUGCGUGUUGGCACAGCGCGUGUAAGAAAUGUCUCGAGGACUACAUCCGUCACCAAACAGACAAGGGCGAAUCCCCCCGAUGCUUCUCGUGCCGCGCAUCAAUCAGCUCACGAGACAUUUUUGAGGUUAUCCGGCACCCUUCGCCUAGCUCCACGCCCGCGGAGAACGAUCUCUACGGCGCCACGCCGCCAUCGAGCACCCAGGCACCCCCACGGAUAUCUCUGCGACGCAUCAAUCCCAUUUCACCCUCCGCACACACUUCUGCCAAAAUCCACUCACUAAUUAACCAUCUUUACCGUGUUCCACCAGGGACUAAAUCCGUCGUGUUCUCACAAUUCACGAGUUUCCUGGAUCUCAUAUCGCCACAGCUCACCAAGGCUGGCAUAACACACGUUCGCUUGGAUGGAAGCAUGUCGCACAAGGCGAGGGCUGAAGUUCUCGCCAAAUUCAACAAAACAGAGACUUUCAACCAGGAGGAAAUCGAGGAUGAAGAAGGCAUAAUGACGCCCCGCAAAAAGGCCUCUACGUCCCAGACUGAACCUUCCCCGCAAGUCCUCCUGAUCAGUCUUCGCGCUGGCGGAGUCGGCCUCAACCUUACCACCGCGAGCAACGUGUUCAUGAUGGACCCCUGGUGGAGCUUCGCGAUUGAAGCCCAGGCAAUCGACCGUGUUCAUCGAAUGGGUCAGCUGCGGGAUAUUCGAUCGAAGGCCGGAUGCUGCGUGUUCAGGAACGGAAAAUGA
Aspergillus terreus NIH2624 is the source of this 3489-nucleotide messenger RNA. RefSeq lists its product as uncharacterized. The coding region runs from base 1 to 3489 and encodes 1162 amino acids. NCBI's taxonomy places the organism in Eukaryota, Fungi, Ascomycota, Eurotiomycetes, Eurotiales, Aspergillaceae. Gene Ontology annotation, molecular function: ATP-dependent chromatin remodeler activity; hydrolase activity, acting on acid anhydrides, in phosphorus-containing anhydrides; nucleic acid binding. The transcript has 3 exons. The record is from RefSeq and is a predicted model, not a curated record.